AUGUCGAAUCCGACAUUGUCGACACGAGAAUAUCGAAAGUGCAGAAUGUCGAAUGGGGUGAAGCAGUCAGAAUUAUUUGACAGAUGGAAAAGUCUACAUGUGUGCAAGUGGGAAAUGAAUGUUACAGAAGCAAAUGUGUUCAAGUCUGCAUUGUCAAGAUGUUGUAAUGCACCUGUCUACUUGUUUACCACUCAGAAAAAUACACCUCAGGGUAGUAAACUGAAAUAUGAGGUGGACACCAGCGGCACCCUGACGGUCAAUUCAGAGGUAUUCAGUAUGUUUCCCAAAGAUAUGCCAUAUAGUCGGUCACAAUUCAGGAAAUGUGCUGUGGUCGGUAAUGGGGGCAUUUUGAAGAACAGCCAAUGUGGGAAGGAAAUUGAUAACGCAGAUUUCAUAUUUAGAUGCAACUUACCUCCUAUAUCUGAAAAAUAUGCAAAUGAUGUUGGGCUGAAAACAGACAUUGUGACAAUCAAUCCAAGCAUAAUAUAUGAAAGGUACAGCAAGCUGGAAAAGAGAAGAAGACCUUUCUAUGAAGCUGUUCAAGCAUAUGAAAAUGCAUCUUUGUUAUUACCUGCCUUUUACAACACCCGCAAUACAGAAGUCUCUUUCCGAGUCAAGUAUGUCUUGGAUGACUUUGAGUCCCAGCAGUCCGUCUUUUACUUUCAUCCGCAGUACCUGAUCAGUGUCUCAAGGUUUUGGUCUACACAGGGGGUACAUGCCAAGCGUCUGAGCAGUGGGUUAAUGCUGGUGACUGCUGCAAUGGAGCUCUGUAAUGAGGUGCAUCUUUAUGGAUUUUGGGCAUUUCCCAUGAACCCCUCAGGGAUCUUCACAACUCAUCACUAUUAUGACAAUGUUAGACCACGACCUGGUUUCCAUGCCAUGCCCACAGAGAUAUUCAACUUUUUACAUUUGCACAGUAAAGGAGUUCUUCAUGUUCAUACUGACACAUGUAGGUGAUGGUGCUAUUGUCUGUCCUAAUAAUGGACAGCAUUUUAACCUAAAAGCCGAUGUCACCUGUCUUGCCUUUUGUGGCAGAGACUCACUAAAAUCUGAAAAAAAGUUAUGCAAUAAUUGUUCUGUAGAAAUGCCUACGUUUAAUUUCCAACAUUGCUGGGUCAAUUGCAUUGUUCCUGUCAACUGCCCAGAUAAUGCCAACAUGCACAACUGCUUAUUGCCAGAUUCAAACUGUUAUGGAAUGAACAGGAGAAAGGAAGCACAUUUGCAGUACAAUUUGGGAACAUGUGCAGCAAAUUUCUCAUGUUGAAAUAGUAAUGGAUUUCUCUUUAGAAAUAAGUAAUACGGUUAGUUCUGAAGUGGUUAAGUAUUUCUGUUCAUUGUUUAUGUGCCUCUUGCUUCCAGACCUCUGUUAUUCUCUUCUUCUGAAACUUAUAUUUUCAUGGGCUUAGUAAUUGGUAUAGUUUGCCAACACUGCACUCAGAAAGGUGGGUUAACAAAUUAUGUGCUCUUCUGUAUGAUUGCCUUGCUUUCUGAAGCAGAAUUUAAGAUAUGUUUUUUCAGCUUUCUCCUCAGGAUGCCGGCAUGUUACAAAGGACAUGGGCAUUUAUGCUGAUGUGCAUGGAUACAUGGCAGCUGGCAGAAACGCCCUUUUUCCAGUGUGCUGUGAUUUUGUUUGGUUCCUAGCUUGUACCUUAUGUUGUACUGCAACCUGCCUUUCUCCAGGUGGCGGUCAAGCAGCAGGGCGCUGCAGUUUACUUGUUGCUAUCCACUGCCUGUCUCACUCCUUGACCUGACUUUCUGGGUUCUGAACAGCAGUGCUGAAGCCAUGCUGUCCUGCUGAGUAGUGCAAGAAUGAACAGCUGAAAAAACCUUUGAAGUCACAUGAUUUGUUAUUCUUAACUAGUCGGUUCUGUCUGUUGUUGAAUAGCUAGAUAUGUUAAUAGUAAUCUAUUUCAUUAGCAAAAUUUGGCAGAUAGGAAGUAGCCACCUAUUUGUAUAUACAGAGACAGCACUUGGUGACUAACACUUUAACCAUUGUUGCUUUUACCAAAAAUUCCUCAGUUAAUCCGCAAUGUGGUCUUGUUUAAUUAACCAAUCGCUAAGUUAAUUAAUUUAUUUAUUGUAAGCCAUAAGCCACUUUGUCUUCCAAAAGAUACCCAUCACAGUUUGCAUAUGAUACAGCUCAUCCUUCUGCAGAACAAAGGCUUUCUUGUCAUCUCUGCAAAAUACUUCCUUAAGUAAUUAUUUAUGUAACUUUGGUCACUGUCAUAAUGAGGCUUCAUGCAUUUCAUAGAGCAAGAGGUCUCAGGGCAGAGCACAUCAUAAUUCUUUAUAUGCCCACCAUUUUAAUCAUUAAUUCUUCUAUUCUUUCAUUAAUUCAGCUGUUGUUUUAAAUUGUUUCUUUAAGAUUAAAUCAUUUAGCAGUUGGUAUCACACACUGAUUCAUUAGAAGUAGACUGUGCAACAGCAUGGCUGCCUAGAAUACAUAUUCAGUGUAUGCUGAAAUUCUGUUCACUUCCUUCCAUCAGGCAGUACUUAAUAUUUUGGUAUGUAAUAAGUAAGGAUGAUAGAGGGGACACAACCUCCAGCAUGCAAGGUAUGGGGACUCUACUACUUCUCACAUGAAAUAUUUUUUUAUUGAGCUUUGUUUUGCAGUGAAUGCCUUUGCAAAACUGAAAUACCUCCCAUAGCAGCUAAGUGACAGUUCAAAUGCAUGAGUAAACACAUAAAAUUCCAUUUAAAUAAGCAGCUUUACUCUUAAUAGGUAUAAUUCAGUCCACUAGCAAAUUAUUACGGUCAAAUUACAGAGUUAGAAAUAAAAUAUUCAAAAAUUCUGUAAUAAUUUUGUGUAAAUAAUGGAGCUUUCAGUUUAAUAAAAAUGUGUCCUAUAAGCUAACAGGGCAAUAGCUUUCUGAAAAGAAGGUCCAGUGAAAUUAUAAGAUUUUAACUCCAGAUGCUGAAACAUACAUUUAAGAAGCCAAAUGUUUCCCCCAUUUUAUUGACUGCAGUGAAAAAUGUAAAGGGUAAAGAAUACUUUUCCGACAGCCUACUUUUUACUGUUACAACAAAACUUCUCCACUUGUUGAAUGACACCUCCUUACAGCUGAUAGUGUUCAGGUUAUAUCAUCAUGUAUGUAUAACAUGUGGGGAAUGGGCACAGGAUUUAGGUUCAUCAUCUGCUAUAGGAGACCAUUUCUCAUUGGAAGAAGGGACCAUUUGUGCUAUAGACAAUGUAAUAUUUUAUCUCACUUCCAGAAGAAUAACAACCCUGUCAAUGUUUGAACAAGAAGGAGUCUGCUGUGUGGCAUCCCUCCUCAUUGCCUCUUCCUGAAGUAUGAAGAAUCUCUGUUUGUUACAGAACACUGGAAAUACUUGCUUUUUUUCUGCUGUGGUUCUUUUCAAGCCUUUUCUCUAAUGUCUAAUAUAUAUCAUACAGUCAGCAGUUUGGCAGCCAUUUUAUCAACUGCACGACAAAUACCUCUUUUAUAAUAUGCAGCUACACUCCUGUCUUUUGUUUGGUGCUGCUUUCCUGAGGUGCUGUUGCUCAGAAAAGAUGUGAAAUGUUUGUCUUUUCAGCCUGCAGUGGCAUGAGUCCAGAUGACUAGUGAAGAUCUUGUGCCACUUAUUCAACAUAGAGUAGAAAAAAACAAAAGUGUCCUGGUCAGCUGUUGAAGUUACUAUAAUCACUAUUAUCCUGGUUUACCUCAAAAAAAAAAAAUAAAAAUACUGGCCCUACCCAGUUAGCAACAACACUUCUAACUCCAUAUGAAACCGUGAACAUAUUUAAUAUGUACAGAAUGACAUGAUAUACUCCACACUGAGUAUCUUUUUAGAUAGAAUCAUGUUUUAUUUUUCUGCUUGUGGUGCACUUACCUAUGUGCACCUCAGGAUUAUACUUGAUUACUGUUUCAUUACAUCACUCCCUGACUUGAAGUCAUCAGUUUCUCUCCUGAUUUGUGCAUACAUUACUUGUAUGGUUCCACUGCUCUGCUGUUCUAUUUUUUCAGUGUAUGAGCAAACUUGUUUUUUGCAUUAUAUUUUGACUGAUAAACAGCUUUUCAUUCUUUAAGAUUUAAUAAGUCCCUCCCUCUUAUAUUUGUUUUGACACACCUGAGUUGUUAUACAGUCUUGUGUUGCUAUGAAAGCUAUGUCAUGUGGACCCUACCUCAUGUCACUUAAUGUAACAUUGGUUAAUCUUCGUCUUAUGACUGAUCAUGGUGGUCCAUUGCAUUUUAUUGCCAUCCCCCAUGUUCUGAAGAGGAACCUACCUGCCUCACUGCUGACCAUCACACUCCUGUAUUCUACCGGUUAAUUUCAGCUACCUUUUGAGUGCCUCAUAUUAAAGUCCUUACUGGAGUCCAGCUAAAUACUGCUCUCUAUACUCCUCUGCUCAGUAUCUCAUGUCAUCAAAAAGUUAGUGAGGGCAAGCCCUGUUACUGAAUGCAUGCUUUUGUGGGUUCUUUGGUCAACUCACAACCAAAUGUUUCACCACUGCCUUCUUUAGUACUAUUCCAUGCCUCAUCCGGCAAAACUGUUGUUGCAGUCAUAAUGACUGACUUUCCAGUCUCUGGUGGCUGACCUACAGUUCACCAUUGACUGACCUACAGUUCACCCCUGACUGACCUACAAUUCACCCCUGACUGACCUUCCAUUCACCACUUUAUGCCUAUUGCAAGUAACGUUUAAAGGGAUUCCAUUUGCCAGUUCAGUCUUUGAACAUGGGAUUUGCAGGAGAAGACUGAGAAACCUUUAGUCACUUCAUUUAUUCACUCCUUUGGGAUUAUAGAGAGAACCCUACCUAUAUCUUUCUUUGCUUUAUCACCAGUUAUCCAUUGCAUUCUGUUAGAAAAAUUUCCCACAUAAAAUGACUGAUGUCUAUUCCUGCAUUGUUAGUGCCCCUUUUUUAUGUCAAGUACUUCAUUCACCAUCACUAAAGAAUUACAAUAAAUUGGAUUGCAUUAUGUCCAUUUAGAGCUAAGUUGUGAUUUAGAAUGAAUUUAAAGCAUCUUGGCAUUAGUCUGCUUAAGCUUUUCUGCUAAUGCUUACACCCAGGAAGCAAUUCAGAAGUAAUUAAUUAGACAUCCACUGCUACAAUCUAUUGCCUCUAGUAAACUGAUAUAGCAGUGAGAUCUGGCUGGGGGCCCUGCUAUCUGAACUGCUUGCUGUAUCUUGGGGUAACUUAUGUAAUAUGAAAUCAUGUAUUUACUGUAGCUGCACAGACCGCUUUUAGGAACAGAUGUGAGUUCCUUUGUGCACAAGUUGACAAAACUGCAGAUUUCACAAGAAAUCUUGGUGUUGAAUGUAAUGACAUCCCCCAUAGCUGCCUCAUCCUUAUUUAUUGACUGAUCUCUGUUCUGAAUAAUGAACUAGGAUGUAGAUCAUUGAAAUGUUGAACAUAAAUGAUUUACUCUGGGCUGCAAGCUGCUUUUGUUGAGAGCCAGUGAUUUUCUAAAGUAUUGCCCUGACAUUUGUUUCUGGCAUUCACUCUCAACUACCCUUCACAGUCAAGUAUAAGAUUUUAGAAUGUUAUCCAUUAUUUUCCAUGACUCAGUCAGUCAGCCCCACUAGUGUGUUUUACUCUGAAUUUAUUUAUGUGCCUUUAGAUAUGAUUCCUUUUUUGUCUAGCUAUUUCUUUGCUACUGACUUGGACAAAUUACUGUAAUCUGUUUACCUUCUUUUGAAUUUCAGAUUUAGUUAUGUGAUGGUAAAUAACUCUGCUGUUCCAUUUGUUCCUGUUGUAAAUACUGCUGAAUAUUCCUUGACCUGUUCAGUAUUCACAUCACUAUUCUUCCAACUACCUUCAUACUAUCAUUAAACCUUAUUUCCUAAAAUCUUUUUUUCUGGCUUGAUUUCAGUUCUGCAGUUUUAGAACACAGACUCUGAGUAGAUCUGACAUUUCUGAAGAGAUGAAUUGCUUUCUGGAAACUUAUUUUGUGUUUAUAGGUGUUAGCACUGAUUUCCAUACCUCUUUCCUCUAUUUAUUCUCAUUGCACGCCUUCAUUUAAGUUUAGUGACUCUCCUUACGCCAUGUUGAUUUGAAGUUCCUAAUUUACUACAUUCUCUAAUUUUCUAAUUUACUGGUCUCCCACUUUUCUUGUUCUAGGUUAUUUGCAGAAGCAGUUGGUUUCCUUCAUCAAGACUCCUAAGACGUAGUAUUUCUUCCUUUCUCAUUUGCCCUGUUUUUUCUAAAUUUUAGUAGUUAAACUUGUUGCUGUGUGUUCCCCGCUAGGUUAAACUUCUUUUGUCCUAUCUUGUGGUAUACUGAACUGGACUCAUACUUACGAUGCAUAUAAAUUUAGGUUAAAAUAACAUUUCACUAAAGCAUGAUGCUUUUUAUGUCAUAAUACUCACUCAGACUAAGUACUCUGGGACUAUGAAAUGGGUUCAGUCAUUUACUUAUGUUCAACUUUAUGUGAUUCCUUGAUCUGAUACCAUCUGUUUUGACUUUAUUCCAUGUUUUCAACUCUGAAGUUGUCUUAAAAAUAAGUUAUUUAAGCCAGUAUAUGGUAAUUGACUGACAGAAUAUUCAGAUGCCAUGGCACUGACCCAACCUACAAAACAGACGUCACUUGGAGGAAUUGGUUUCCAGGAGAGUCCCAUUAUACAUCUCUCCUUUUGAGUGUUGUAAUUCUACCCCUCCCUUAUUGGUGCCUUUUCAAUAGAAGCUAGGUAAUAGUUUCUCAGAAGCUACCUAAGGCUGUAUGUAUUUUUUUCAACCUCAGUUCAAGUUUAGACAUAUCUGUGCACAUUAUAUCAUCAUAGCCCACUGGGCAGAAAAUGGUGAUACAAUUUACAUACCCUUACUGACUGGGUAGUCACUGGUGUCUUUUAAGCCUACUCCGUUGAUUGCACAUUUACUCUUUAGACUAGAUUCUACUUAUGCCAGCCAAGUGAGUUACUUCCCGUAGAAGUUUUAUUUAUUUAUUUGUUUGUUUAACUGAGUAAAUCCACUGGAAGUGUGUCCCUCUUCAAGGAGUAGCUGGGAGCACUGUCUGGUUAAAGUGACUUGCUCACAGUUAUGCAGCAGGCAAACUGAGCCUGAAGGAGUCAAAUGCUGGAUUAGAGGAAGCAGCUUAUAAGCAAACAUGCAUUCUGGAGCUGGAGUAUGUUGACCCCGACAUGGCUGGAUUGCUUAUAAAAAGGAUAGCUGAGAAACAAGAUGAAAAUAUUUAUUUAAUUUUUCUUGGCAAUAGCUAAAUCAGGCAGUUUGCCAUUUUAGUGGACUUGGAGGAGGCAUGUUUUAUGUAUUGCCAGAAGUGUUGUCUAGAUUUGUUUGAUAAAUGUUACAUUGCAUCCUGUAAUGGUCAAGGCCAGAAAAAUGUUUGUUCUCACUUAUGUAAUGUAACAGACCACCUGCUGGUUGCCAUAGUUCAGAUUCUAGAAACUCAUUUGGGAACUCUAGAGACCAAGAUAUUCUUCUUUUAUCAAUGUGCUGCUUUGAGUUUGUUUCUUCAAAGCAGGGACGCCAGCCAUAGCUGAUACUCAUGAUACUAACACAGUGGUUCUGGCAAUCAAAAACAUGUGUCCUUUAUCAGAGUGGUCAGCUGGUUCCUGCCCACUCUAUCUUUUUAGCCAUGCUUCUUACCUCCGUCUCUCAGAAGUCAUAUGGGUUUUGGUCUUAAAGACAGAGUCUUGGACUUUAUUUAUGCACUGAGUUGCACUUUUUUCUGAGCUAUGUUUAUGAUAAUGUUUAUUUAUAUUGCUCCUUUUUGCACUUCAUUCUAUUGUGUAUAAUUUAAAGUACCAUUAGUGCUUUUCUAGCCACUGUAGAACCAGUUUGCUUUCAUGUAUUUAAUGCUUGUUUGUUGACUGUGCAGAAAUGUGUAUAACUGUUUAGCACUUGGCUGUUACCUGCACUGAAUGCAUCUGUGACUCUUUUUAUUGAUUAAGCACUGUGAUAUGAUACAUUCUGAAGGCUGUUAUGCUGUUCAGCAGUCUUGAAUCUUAGAUUAUAAUGCAUCAAUGAUGGCAUAUAUGUAUAUUUGAUGCAGCUUAUGAUGCAAUAACAUUGCACACAACAUCUGCAUCAUCUGUUUUAUUGGCUGUGGCAGGGAAGGUAGUAGAGACUCAGUCAUAGUGAUAUGUUCAAAUGCUGAUGUUGGAUGUUAUUUCUAUCAUGCAGAUUUCCUGGCAGUGUAGUUAUGCUUUUGCAGUUUUGUCUGUGAUUAUAUUAACUGGGAUUCUGCUCUGAUUGACAAUCUCAGUACCCUGGACAUAUGACUGGCAGUUCAGGCAGUCAAAUGUGGGCUGGCAUGAGAAAAUUGAACAGAAAUCAAGAAUCUGUUAUGGUAGGUAACCUCACACAAAUGUUCUUUCAGCGAGCCAGCAUGCACAUAUAUGUACAGUUUUAAAAUGACUAAUACUUUAAGCCCUUUGUGAUGGAAAAUAUGCAAUGAAUUUUGCAUUUAUUGUUAUUUUUUUUCCUUUGCAAAACUAUUGAUCAAGUCUUGAUAUGUUGUUUUGUAUUUGUAUUGCAUAAUCCUUACUGACAACAUACAGAAGGCUUUUGUUUGCAAACAAGUAUAGGGGAACAACUUUAUUGAAAGGCAGUUGUCACUGAAGGAUAUUAUAUGUUAGACAAAAGAGAAGAAUUGAAGGGAACUUGUAGAAAAGAUCCUGAAUAAAACAGGCUAAUGUCAUACCUUAAAGAUACCGAGGGCUACUGAGACAAUGCAUUACAGAUGCCACCUAUAUACUGUGAAGUAGCCAGAUCCAACAGAGUACAACUGCAUAGACAGCAAAGACACACAAAUGGCACAAUUUCUUGUUACAGCUGUUGGGAAUAGAACAUUACAAAACAGGUAACAGCUUAGUGGAUUGCUGUCUAUAGCCUUCUUGUCAUAUCUGCACUUUUUCUUCUGUUCCUUUCCGUUACCUACUACCCCCUUCAGGAAGACAGUAGAUUGUGUGACUUUUUCAAGUAGUAGGGGGUACUGUAUAGAAAUAGAACUUGUAGUGGUACUUACCACUUUGUGGAGUGGACUGCUGCAUGAGUUUUUAGUGUGAUGUUUAGAGUAGGAAAAAGGUAAAUUAUCUCUACACUGGCAAUUUAUUAGCUAUAUAUUUCUAUCAUGCACCCCAGAAAGUGCAGUCUUUUGUUGGAAGAGUGAAGUGCUUGCCAAAAAGCCCUGUACAUCUGCAGAAAAGUCAAAUAGGAAAACAUAAUAAUAAAGAAAAAGAGCAUAUUAACUGGCUAGAUGUCAUAUUUUGUAUUUUAGAUUUAUUCAUAUUAGAUGUAAUAAAAUAUGGGUAAAUUGCAGGAUAAAUUGCAGAAUAAAUGUUUGAACGUUUAUAUAAGUUCAUAGGUAAGUAUUAGGCUAGCUGUUCUUGCAGGCCAUUUUAAGCCUAGCCAGUUUCCAUUCAAAGGUGAGAAUCAAGCCAUGUACCUUGUGUCGGUGAGAAAAGCACCUUAAUCAUUAUGCCUAACCUUCCCUCAGAAGUACAAUGCUGGUUUUGUUACAAGCCAAUGCAGUACAUGACGUGCUUCUAGUCUGAGUAAAAUCCAUUUUAUAACAGCAUUUGAUAUAGUUAAAGGACUUUAUGCUGUAUUCAUCUUUCUGAUGCUUUUAAUGUUACUUCAGUCCCUGAAAUAGAUAUGUACUUCUCAGAGACUGGUGGAAGGGCUGCACUUGUAGUUCAAACUAUAAUGCAGGAGGAAAGUUGGUAUAAUGUUUAAUCAUUCUUAGAACCUAGUAAGGUGGCACCUAUGUGGGAAAGAAGAGAUUAGAUACUCAACUGGGAAAUUCAGUUUGUGAUUAGUUUUGCAGCCUUUUGCUAAAGAUGUGGUAACAAGGUGUUUGGCAUGAGGUGCUUCUUAGAACUCUAACAUUUAAACAUUGUAGUGAUGUGUUUUUAAGUUUACUUAAUGCAGACUGGUUUAGCUAGAACACCACAAGGCAGGCCUAUAUUCCAAUGUGUGCUUUAUAGUCUAAGGUUACAGGCUCUGUUUUAAUGGGAUACAAUAACUAGAAGCAAUAUUCAAUUUGGUAAUUGCAGAACAGGCACAGUAUUACCAUUAUCUAGUAAAUGAAUUUACUUGUUUAAGCUGCAUAGUAUUUUUGAAGAUAAAUGGGUUAGGGCCUGUUGUUAACAUUCAUGAAAGUAAUGUUACUUCAGCAGUAUUGCUUAACGGAUGAUGUAGUCUACUUUUAAAUAGGAAGGUUUGGUUAGCUGCCCAUUCCUGACCUUCUCAAACCGCACCUGCAAACAGAUACAGAUUAAUGGCACAAUAUUUCUGGUGUCUGCCUUCAGCGUUCUGUAUAUUUUAUAAACUAGAAAAAGGUUAUUACUUGCUUUACAUUUAUUAUGGCUUUAUUUUUUAUUUAGUUACCCUUUUAAUAUAUAAAAACAUUAUAUUAAUGUCUGCAUUCCUUGUCCCCCUAGUACUAACUAAUUCUUUUCACCAUUUAAAUCAGGAAAAGGAUCCCGGGUUCUAGAAUGUGAUGGUCUGCUCUCCCCACUCACUUUGGUGAUCCUGUGUGGAUGUUUUGUGGAAUCUUUUAUAUUCUCAUUAUUCUGUCAAACUGUGAUCAUUAGUGGAAUUCCACAUAUCAUAAGCUGAAUGUAAAAAGGUUGCUCACUGAGAAUGAAUAAAUAAAUAAUCUUUUUUCAUAAAUAAUAAUAAAUAUAUGUAUCUAUUUAUGCAUUUUCAAGAAAGUGGCUUUUUGCAUUAUGUUUGUCAACUUCCGCCUUCUUUUAUACAUUCUGAGCAUCUAGCAUUUCAUUCAUAUGUAUGGCGGGUAAUGAACGUCAGUAAACCUGGCAUGCUUAAAUUAAGACCAAGGAUAAAUCCACGGACACAGCAGAUUAUAACUGGGUUUAGGAAGAAUCUGUGGCAAAAUAUUAAACCUGUUUUGCCAAACAAUAAAUAGCAAAUCUACAAAUGUUGAAAUAGUUCAAGCUCAUUACCACAAUCAACAGAACAAGC
Protopterus annectens (West African lungfish) is the source of this 10885-nucleotide messenger RNA. RefSeq names its product ST8 alpha-N-acetyl-neuraminide alpha-2,8-sialyltransferase 5 (gene ST8SIA5). Gene Ontology annotation, molecular function: alpha-N-acetylneuraminate alpha-2,8-sialyltransferase activity. Lineage: Eukaryota; Metazoa; Chordata; Ceratodontiformes; Protopteridae. Bases 1 to 957 code for a protein of 318 amino acids. The record is from RefSeq and is a predicted model, not a curated record. Gene Ontology annotation, biological process: oligosaccharide metabolic process; N-glycan processing. The transcript has 6 exons.